This is a messenger RNA of Lates calcarifer (barramundi perch), 2450 nucleotides long. It is a transcript of the gene tctn2, whose product is annotated as tectonic family member 2. NCBI's taxonomy places the organism in Eukaryota, Metazoa, Chordata, Actinopteri, Centropomidae. The transcript has 18 exons. Gene Ontology annotation, biological process: cilium assembly; protein localization to ciliary transition zone; smoothened signaling pathway. The record is from RefSeq and is a predicted model, not a curated record. Bases 83 to 2245 code for a protein of 720 amino acids. Gene Ontology annotation, cellular component: MKS complex.
ACUGUGAUUCGUUUAGGAUCUCCGUUGCCAGGACAUCACCAACAGUUUACAAAUAUGUCGACUUUAAUCUGAAAGCAACCAAAUGGCUAAUGACAAGUUCUUCCCCUUGUCUGUUUCACACCUAGUCAUAUGUGUUUUAUUGCUUUUUCCCCUGGCUCACACUCAAAACAUUGUCGUUUUCCAGCCGUCGUUUCUCACUGCAACUGGACCCGCGGUCUCUGCCCUCCUGCUCGGAAACACGUCGGGCAUCUCUCUGAGUCUGAGGACAGUGUCUCCAUCCAACACAACAGGAAGCAUCGGUCCUCCAUCAUGUGUGGCUGAGGUGACACAGUGGGUGCUCACAAGGGAGCAGGUGGGAAAGACUGCAGUUCGAGUUCAGCUGAGACUGAAUAGAAGUCUGCGUUUAUGUGGUGAGAAUGAGACAGACGCAGACUGCUGUCCUGAGCGGCUGUGUGUCCGGGAGGCCCUUCGGGUGUCGGCCUGUGUGGGCGACACACCUCAGGCAUCACUGCUGAUCCAGGCUAAGAUACAUGCCCAGCUGUAUCCUGCGAAUGUUGGAUCUGAUAAUGAAACAGUCAUUCCAAAUCAAGUGUACCAACCACUGGGGCCUUGUCCUUGUGAUCUCACAUUCAGAGCAUGUGACAUACGCUGCUGCUGUGACAAGGACUGCUCCUCUGAAGAUUUGAGGCUGUUUGAGUCCCACUGUCUCCCAGGACCCUUUGGUGGACAGGUCUCUCCUGCUCCAGAUUAUCAGUGCUCUGUGCAGUCCUCUGAAAACUCCCCAGACUGGUUUCCAUUUUUAUGUGUCUCUUCUCCGCCUGAAAACAACCCUUACCUUGGGCUCUUUUACCAGGGAGACACAAUUACGUCGAAGCCUGGCCCAACCUUCCAAAGGCCUGAGUUGUCAGCUCCAGAACCAGUAAAUGUUUACAUUCAAAGAAGUCCCAUUUUAACAUUAAAUAACCAGUACUUCACUAUUCCUCAGAAGGUGCUCGGGCGGUGUGUAAACAAUGCUCCUGUAGCAUUUUUAAAAAAUUUCAAUGUCACAUGUGUAACACUGCUACACAUCUGUCCAACUGGACCUCCCUUACAGACACUACCCAUCGAUUUUAGGACUAAAGUAAAGAAUGGACAAGGGGGUGAUGUUACAGUGGAUGUAACAGAUGAAGUGGCCUCUGACAUGAGUCCGUUUAUUUCGAACAAAGACGCUGUUGCCUCCUCAGAUGAGACGCUGGUAUGUGAGAAUCUGACCUUAGCGCUGGAUUAUAAAUUCUACUGGAAAGGAAAUGGCAUCACGAAUAUCACUCUGACACGCACUGUUGGAACCAUCACUUUGAAUGGUAGUGUGACACUAACUACACGGUAUUCUGCUGUGUUUGUAAAUGGAGAAUUCAUGGGUGAGCCCAACUCAGGGAACCCAGGUUAUCAGGUGGGAAGGCCUGUCAUUGCUGGGAUCGUGGACACUUUGGACAAUAAUACAGGCUCAAUACAGAGGACAUCAAUUAAUCUUUGGAAACCAGUUAGUGAUGGACUCUGUUCUGCUAAUAAGAAGAAACCUAUUCUGUUUGGGGAGAAUUCAACGUCAGGGUGUCUGCUGCCAGUCAGUCGACAGAAUCUGACCCAGUGUAAUCUCCUGAGAGAGACUGUUACUUCUCUCCAGGCAGCUUUGACGACAGUCACAUAUGUGGCGAGGUAUGGAAACCCAGAUCCUCUAACUGUGACAGACUGGAUUAACAUAAGCUUUGUGACACUGAACUCAAGUACAACAAUGGAAGACAACACAAGCUCAUGCUAUGGGAUUCCAUCCCACCAACGUAUCCAUGUUUGGACUCUAAUCACUGGCGUGGUAGAGGGCAUACCUCAAAGAGAAAUCCGUGCUUUGCAAGUCAGCCACAGCCUGUCCACCUGGGCACUGGAUUGUGGAGGAGGUGAUAUCUCUCCAUGUGUGGACCAAAUGGAAACUCAGCUGUUCCCAGUCACCUCUUCAGUCACCUUUAUCGACAUUCCCAUCAACACAGGACCACCAAAAACUAGGUUUCAGAUCAACUUCACUGAGUAUGACUGUAGCAGGAAUGAUGUGUGCUGGCCCGAGUUAGCUUUUCCCAUCACCAAGUAUUACACAGGUGAGCCAUAUUCUCAGGCACUGGCUAAGGGCCUUAUCUUGGUUUUCUUCUUUAUCGCUGCCUCGAUUCUUGGGACUCCAUGGAGACAAAUCCGACAGGCGUGGAACAGUGGCGCUCUCUAAAACUCUGAGAAGAAUGUAGAGGAAGACACAUGUUUGGAGGGAUAAGGAGUGAGAACAUAAACAAGAUGAUUUAUUUAAAUGUCACUGAAAUGCAAUGACACCUUUUCCAAUCAGAAAUAUUUCAUAAUAAUCUAGUUUUACAUGUUUGUGGGAGUGUAAAUAGCUGUUUUGAUGCACAAUUUUGUAAUAAAUAUUUUUUCUAUUA